Molecule: messenger RNA, 1200 nt
Organism: Cotesia congregata
Lineage: Eukaryota; Metazoa; Arthropoda; Insecta; Hymenoptera; Braconidae
Source: the annotation of a GenBank genome assembly
AUGGCAGGUAUGUCAGGUUAUGAACGAGCUGAGCGAGUUUACAGAGGUAGACCGCUAGAUCCAAGACAAUUCGAAGAUGAUCCAGAAAAAUAUUAUAAUCGUGAUAUGUUAAGACCGUUACCAUUAGAAACAUCAUUACCUCUUAUAACUGAAGAUGUAUCUACUGACAAUGAUAUUGCAAUAAAAAAAUCUAUAGGAGCUGGCUGUGGCUUAGUAAGUUUAAUAACAGAGAAUCUUUUAAUUCAUCCCUUUAUUGUUUUAAGAAGACAAUGUCAAGUAAAUCCCAGAUCGUCAACUUACCACUUAGUGCCAAUAACCUUGAUACCUGUGAUAGUAAGAUUACAUCAAACGCAAGGUUUGAGUACGCUCUGGAAAGGUAUUGGUUCAGUUUUGUUAGUACGAGGUUUAUCAGCAGCUGUUGAAGAUGUUAUUUCUAAACUUACUCCUUGGCCAAAAGAAAUCAACAGAGAGAGCUCCAUGAAAGCUUUUGGACAACAUUUACUACUUAAAUGUGUUUCAAUUGGAAUAGUUGCUCCGUUUUAUUCAGCAUCUCUGGUAGAAACAGUCCAAUCGGAGAUAGCAUCUGAGAAACCUGGGGUACUUGACAUAUUUCGAGAUGGAGCUAUUAGAUUAUUAGAAGUAGGAUCUAAAGGCAGGCUUAUUCCAAUUUAUGCACUUCUUACUCCACAUGUUACUUAUGGAGUUGCUAAAUAUUUAUUUGCAUUGAUCGUAAAGAGUGUUGUUAGUCGAGUGAUGUGGUUAAGAGAUAGAAAAUUGCAAGAAAGAACUGGAGCUUAUAGUCGAGACAUAGUUUCUGAAGGAAUGAUGCAAGAUAUUGAAUUACAUUCAACAUUAAUAUCAAUGUGUGCAGCAGACGUAAUAUUUUAUCCACUUGAGACUAUUGUACAUCGUCUUCAUCUACAAGGCACUCGAACUAUUAUUGAUAAUCUUGAUAACGGACGAAGUGUUAUGCCGCUUUUAACGGGAUACAGUGGAGCUAUUGAUUGUUAUCGUACAAUUGUAAGUACUGAAGGGACAUUAGGUUUAUAUAAAGGAUUUGGUGCUCUUGUAUUACAAUUUGGUAUAAAUUUUUUAGUCCUAAAAGCAACUAAAUAUAUCCUCACAGAAAUUGGAACAAUGUUUAAGAGCAAACCAAAAGUAGUUAAAACUCCACAAAAUAUCUAUUAUAAUGAAGCUUAA